UCCCCGGCCGCGCCCAGUGUCAGUGACCAGUGCGUCCCCGCCCGCGCGUCCUGCGUUUCCAGGCUCCCGCCGGCGCCCGCCCGACCAGUGUGCGUGCCGUGUAAGUGUCCUCAGUGUUCUGUGUGUUGUGUUUUGUCCGUAGUAGUGUACUGUAGUGGCUGUAGUGUGUGUUGUGUAUGUCCCUCGGCACCGCCCCGCCCCCCUUCUCUGUGUGUGUGUGCACACGUGCAUGUAACCUCGCUGAGCGCUCUGCGCCGUGCCACGCCGCGCCGCGCUGUGCCGCGCCGACCGCGUGUGAAUGUUUUGGAGCGCCGCCCACCCCACCGCACCGGGUCGGUGUCUGCGCUAGAUGUAUGGUGCGGCUCGCCUUGCCGCGCAGCGAGGCUGCCCUCUGGUGCAAGUGCGCCGCGAGUGUUGAGUGAGUACCUCGCUUAACCCAGGGAAGUGCCGAACGCCCCGUUCCGGCCGGGAGCGGCGAAGAGCCAUCAGGCGUCUGCGCUCCGCCCACGAAGGGGAUCCUUAACGACUGUUGCACCGGCGACGCCCUAUCAAGAUACGAAUCGGUCUUAUCAGCGUCGGGGAGCGACGCCGCUUAUCUCAGCGCCGCCGCCGGCGUUCAGCGUCGUCAUUGCCUUGAAGCCUACGGCCUCCUCGCGCCCCCGCAUCCCAGGAUGCGCGUCCUCUAGAUCAGCGCUCGCGAGAUAUGUUCCGGGCAUCCAGCGCCAAUGGCUGUCUACGUCACGGACCUCAUCUCCCCGACGUCGCCGCAGAGCUUCAAGUGGCUGGACCCGAUGCAGCCCGAGCGGCCGUCGGCGCCGUCGUCGGCGGGCGCCGCCAGCUCCGUGAGCGGCGACGACGCCAGCUCGGGCGAGGCGCCGCCCAGCUGCCGCGCGCUCGACAAGCCGCGCCACCCCGACCGCUCGAGGGACCUCUUCGGCGUGCAGCUCGAGCAGCUCAAAAUCAAUACACCCCGGGGCGAAGACCCCUCGACGGCGAGUCGCUGGUGUACCGCGACGGCGGCAACCUGGUGGCCGGAUCCCUGGAGGCGCUGGUGCGCCACAUGGUACCGACGGCCGAGUACUACCCGGACCGCGCCUACCUCUUCGCCUUCCUGCUGAGCUCGCGCCUCUUCAUCAAGCCGCACGAGCUGUUGGGCGAGGUGUGCGCGGUGUGCGAGG
Messenger RNA from Gryllus bimaculatus (two-spotted cricket), 1178 nucleotides. The record is from the annotation of a GenBank genome assembly. Lineage: Eukaryota; Metazoa; Arthropoda; Insecta; Orthoptera; Gryllidae.